AGUGCCACGGUGCCCUCGCUGAAGCAUCGCCUGCAGCGCAACGUGGCCGCCCUGGCCUGGAAGCCCCUCUGUGCCUCCAUCCUCGCCGUCGCCUGCCAGAGCUGCGUCCUGCUCUGGCACCUGGACCCCACCUCCCUCUCCACCAGACCCUCGUCUGGCUGUGCCCAGGUGCUGUCCUACCCCGGGCACAGCCCCGUCACCAGCCUGGCCUGGGCACCCAGUGGGGAUCUGCUGCUCUCAGCCUCGCCCGUCGACACGGCCAUGCUGGUUUGGGAUGUGUCCACAGAAAACUGUGUCCAGCUGCAGUGGUUUGGGGGGGGUGGUGUCACCUACUUGGCUUGGUCCCCUGAUGGCAGCAAGGUCCUGGCAGCCACUCCCUCUGCAGUGUUCAGGGUGUGGGAGGCUCAGAUGUGGACCUGUGAGCGCUGGCCCACGAUCAGAGGCCGCUGCCAG
Merops nubicus (carmine bee-eater) is the source of this 453-nucleotide messenger RNA. It is a transcript of the gene AAAS, whose product is annotated as achalasia, adrenocortical insufficiency, alacrimia. The record is from RefSeq and is a predicted model, not a curated record. The transcript has 4 exons. Gene Ontology annotation, molecular function: protein binding. Gene Ontology annotation, biological process: nucleocytoplasmic transport. The annotation marks the transcript as partial. Lineage: Eukaryota; Metazoa; Chordata; Aves; Coraciiformes; Meropidae. Gene Ontology annotation, cellular component: nuclear pore.